GAUGCAGUUAAUUCAAAGCCUGGACUUCGGAGGAGUUUUGAAUUUUAGCUUCAUUUAUAUAAAACAAAAUUGUAGUAAUUCUGGUUACCAGCAACUACUAUAUCACAACAGCAUUCCCAAGGUUUCUCAGAUUUUUUUUUUUUAAUAAAAUUUGCCCAUGGAAUCGAAGCAAAGGGAGCAGAGGAGAAGGCAAAGUCGUGCCCUGUGACGGAUCUGGCCAUCUCUGCCUUCUGUCUAGUCAGCUCAUCCUGAUCUCGGAGCAAGUCCAACUCGUCAAUCCUUAUUCCUGUCCCUUCCCUUCCCUUUCUCGUUUCUUGGUCUCUCUUCUCAAUUCAAUUCACUGCUCCUUCCGUAUCUUUCUCAUAUUACUCUCUUUAAAGGAGGGAUCAACCAUCAAUGCAAUGGGGAAGGCCUCGAUAAUCAUGUAUGUGACCGCGGCAAUACUCCUCCUAUUGUUUCUCUCCUACUCCCCGAACAAGCACCCGAGCCAUCGCCAUCGCCGCCUCAAGCUUCGUUCCAACUUCACUUUCACCGCAUCUCCUCAUGUCUCCCAACACCAUGAGCACGUCGCUUUCGACCCAAUUGUCGCUGAGAUCGAACGCCGCCGUGAAGAGAAGCAAUGGGAAAAGCAGUACUUUGAGCAUUCUCACUCCGAAUUCGUACCGCACGACUCUGCCCCCGGGGAGGAGUCGCAGCCCGAGUGGGAGGAUUUCAUGGAUGCUGAAGACUAUUUGAAUGACGAGGACAAGUUCAAUGUUACCAAUAGGUUGAUUUUGCUCUUUCCCAAGAUUGAUGUGGACCCGGUUGACGGGUUCGUCAGUGAGCACGAGUUGACUGAAUGGAACUUGCAGCAGGCCGAGAGGGAGGUUUUGCAUCGGACGCAGAGAGAGAUGGAGAUUCAUGAUAAGAACCAUGAUGGAUUUGUUUCAUUUUCCGAGUACGAACCGCCUAAUUGGGUUCGCAAUGCAGAUAACAAUUCCUUCGGUUAUGAUAUGGGUUGGUGGAGAGAAGAGCAUUUUAAUGCUUCAGAUGCUGAUGGAGAUGGGCUUCUAAACUUAACUGAAUUCAACGACUUCCAGCAUCCAGCUGACAGCAAAAACCCGAAGCUACUUCAAUGGUUGUGCAAGGAGGAAGUGAGGGAGAGGGAUACAGACAGAGAUGGGAAGAUCAACUUCAAAGAAUUCUUUCAUGGGCUCUUUGAUUUAGUAAGAAACUAUGAUGAAGAAAGUCAUAACUCUUCGCAUCAUUCUGAUAAUUCAAUGGAUGGUCCAGCUAGAGUUUUGUUUGGUCAGCUUGACAAAGAUGGUGACGGGUACUUAUCAGAUGUUGAACUACUGCCUAUAAUUGGAAAAAUCCAUCCGUCUGAGCGUUAUUAUGCGAAGCAGCAAGCAGAUUAUAUCAUUUCUCAGGCAGAUGUUGACAAGGACGGGCGCCUUACGUUGACUGAGAUGAUUGAGAACCCAUACGUAUUUUAUAGUGCUAUUUUCGAAGAUGAUGAAGAUGAGGAUGAUUUCCAUGAUGAGUUCCGUUAAGUUCAUUUUAGGAUACACAAUUUUUUUCCCCUAUGGGGAAUCAUUUUGAACUUGUCCCCUCCGAUCCGGUGGCAACAUGUUUGCUUCAUCCCUUUCUUAUCUUCGGGGACUUCGUGGUUGUUGGCGGAAGUCACAUUGGAUCUGUUAGAUGAUUGUAGUAAUGUCAACUUGAUAUAAAAAUUUGUCGAUUUUCACAUCACUGAUUGAAUUACAGCACACGAAAAUCUGAUCCCUUUGUCAAUGGAUAAUGUAUGUACCAUAUUAAGUAUUGCGCCCUCCUGAUCUGAUCAAAGUAGCAGUAUCAUUUUUCUGGCUCCAA
Messenger RNA from Prosopis cineraria, 1851 nucleotides. RefSeq lists its product as uncharacterized. NCBI's taxonomy places the organism in Eukaryota, Viridiplantae, Streptophyta, Magnoliopsida, Fabales, Fabaceae. Bases 402 to 1532 code for a protein of 376 amino acids. The record is from RefSeq and is a predicted model, not a curated record. Gene Ontology annotation, cellular component: endoplasmic reticulum. Gene Ontology annotation, molecular function: calcium ion binding. The transcript is spliced from 7 exons.